Molecule: messenger RNA, 1353 nt
Organism: Pedinophyceae sp. YPF-701
Lineage: Eukaryota; Viridiplantae; Chlorophyta; Pedinophyceae
Source: the annotation of a GenBank genome assembly
AUGGACUCCGGCAACCAAUGGGGGCCGCCCGCGGGGCCGCUGUUCCCCGGCAUGCGGCUCUCGGACCCCUACGGGCAGCUGCCUCUGCCCGCGCCGUCCCCGAACUUCCGAAUUCUAGAGAAUGUGCCGCGCCGGCACAACCCCUACACCGACCACUCUCUGAAGGUCACGAGCAGGUCUGGCUCGCGCGUGGGCGGUAAGGAGCAUCCAAGUCCGACCGUCUCGCAGUGCGACGUCAGCUCCCAGGCCCAUCGGCAAACCAGGCCGUUCAACGACACGCCCACGGCGUCCACCGUGGACCAAAUGAGCGCGCAAGAGGGCGUGCUGUGUGCCACUGCGAGCAACGCGCAGCGGGCCGCGCUCCACGGCCUCAUGGCGAUGCAGAAGGACCGUCCUCGCUCCUUCGACGCGAAGCACACCGCCAGCGCGCCGGGGCACUCGAACCACGGGUCCGCGCUCACCCUCGGCGCCUCCCUCCAGUCUCCAGCCAGCACCCCGGCCCCCGCGGGGCCCUCGCGGCCCUGGAGCCGCGUCUCGGCGGCCAUGCGGUCCAUGCAGACCGCCUUCGGCACCGUCGCGUCCAUCGCCGCGGCCAGCGCGCGCCUCCAGCCGAACCCGGCGGAGGCCCAGCACCUGAUCGAGAGCGCCCAUCACGCCUUCCUAGAGGCCGUCGCCGAGGCCGGCGAGGCGCAGGCGGAGCUGCAGGCCGACCCCGAGCUCGACGCGAUGCACCGGCUCCCCGGUCACGUCUUCCUCCACGUGUCGCGCAACGGCACCAUCCUGCGCGCCCACGGUGCGGCGCUCGAGGUGCUGCAGACGCUGGGCGGGAACCUGCACGGCCAGAGCCUGCUGUCGCUCUUCGAGACGACGGGCACGACGUUCAACCAGCUCGCGGGGGCGUUCGGCCCGCACAGCCACCCGCACCACCCUGUGCAGGGCGCCCUGCGGCUGCGCACGCCGCCCCGAAGGUGGGCCGACGCCAGGCAGCGCCCGCCGUUCGAGCCGCCGGCCGCGCAGGCCGUCGACGUGAUGUUCACGGGGCUGUGGACCGCCAGCCCGGGCGCGGACGCCGCGCCGUGGAUGCUGGCCUGCGUCCGCUGCGCCGAUGACACCACCCCCCCCGCGUGGACCUCGUGGGGGGCGCCGCCGCCGCCGCUGCACGAGCACGUCCGGCUGACGUCCCUGCUCGGGCACUACGGCGCGCCGCCCGACGCCGCGUUCUGGAGCCAGCAGGAGGUGGCGCGCGGCGCGCACUUGCAGCACGACCUUCUGCCCGCGUCGGAGCACGCGCAGUCGCAGUUCGCCGUCGUGAACGACGCGCACGGACUCGGCCCGUCCAUGGAGCUGCAGUGA